UUCUGUGUUCUACAUGCGGCUUAACACGACUGUUCUGUGUUCUACAUGCGGCUUAACACGACUGUUCUGUGUUUUAGAUCUGCGUAAACAGAUGGAAACAGCUGAACUGAAGAACCAGCGGUUGAAGGAGGUGUUCCAGAGGAAGAUUCAGGAGUUCAGGACGGUGUGUUAUGUUCUGACCGGCUAUCAGAUAGACAUCACUACUGAGAACCAGUACAGGCUGACCUCUGUCUACGCUGAACACAUGGACGACUCUCUACUGUUUAAGGCCAGUGGAGGCGCUGUGGGCAGUGGAGGCAGUAUGCAGCUGAUGGAGACAGACUUCAGUCGGACCCUGAGAGAGAUGGUGGACCUACACCUGCACCACCAGAAGAGCAUCCCAGCCUUCCUCUCUGCUGUGACCCUCGACCUCUUCAGCCGACAGACCACGGUCUGAUUUGACCCUCGACCUCUUCAGCCGACAGACCACGGUCUGAUUUGACCCUCGACCUCUUCAGCAGACAUACCACGGUCCAAAUUGACCCUCGACCUCUUCAGCCGACAGACCCCGGUCCGAAUUGACCCUCGACCUCUUCAGCCGACAGACCACGAUCUGAUUUGACCCUCGACCUCUUCAGCCGACAGACCACGGUCUGAUUUGACCCUCGACCUCUUCAGCCGACAGACCACGGUCCGAAUUGACCCUCGUCCUCUUCAGCCGACAGACCAGUCUGACUUGACCCUCGACCUCUUCAGCCGACAGACCACGAUCCGAUUAGACCCUCGACCUCUUCAGCCGACAGACCAGUCUGACUUGACCCUCGACCUCUUCAGCCGACAGACCACGGUCCGACUUGACCCUCGACCUCUUCAGCCGACAGACCAGUCUGACUUGACCUCGACCUCUUCA
Molecule: messenger RNA, 889 nt
Organism: Oncorhynchus nerka (sockeye salmon)
Lineage: Eukaryota; Metazoa; Chordata; Actinopteri; Salmoniformes; Salmonidae
Product: mitotic spindle assembly checkpoint protein MAD1-like
Exons: 3
Coding region: 14-436 (140 amino acids)
Biological process (GO): attachment of mitotic spindle microtubules to kinetochore; mitotic spindle assembly checkpoint signaling
Cellular component (GO): nuclear envelope; kinetochore; mitotic spindle
Source: RefSeq, a predicted model, not a curated record